UGAACCGGAUUGUGUAUGAAUUUUCCGUCCGCUAGCUGGAGAAGGGGAGGAGCAGGAGGGCACGGAGCGGAGCGGAAGGGGGCAUUUGAGCGGAAAGUAAGCGGGGCUUCGCAGACCCUCGCGGACCCUGCCGGACCCUGCGACUCUGCAGGCAGAGCGACUCUUGGAGGCGCUCUGCCAAGCCAGUUCUGGAAGUCGGCUUCAGAGUUGUUUAAAUCCCCCGCCAGCAUCUCAGGCCGUUUUCUGCAGACCCGUCAUCUCCCGGAGUUAAGUGGAAGGGAUCCCUGCGCUUCACAGCUGCGCUUACAUUUGUAUGUCUCUAUAUAGAUAUUCUGAAACUAGACCCUUCUUCUGCUGUUUUCAUUUUUCACGUGCAUGAUUUCAUCUUCUUAAGGCGUUAGAAAACACUUUCCGUUCGUUAGAUCAGUUCUUCGAGUAUUUACUGAGCACUAAAUGGACACCCGUGCGAGUGUGAAAUUCCAACAGCGAUUAGCUUUGAAAUUCAGAAACAAUGGAGAAGACUCAAGAAAAAGUCCAGAGGAUUCUUCUAGAACCGUACAAGUACUUGCUUCAAUUACCAGGUAAACAAGUGAGAUCCAAACUUUCACAGGCAUUUAAUCAUUGGCUAAAAGUCCCAGAAGACAAGCUACAGAUUAUCAUCGAAGUGACAGAAAUGUUGCAUAAUGCCAGUUUACUCAUUGAUGAUAUUGAAGACAAUUCAAAACUCCGACGUGGCUUUCCAGUGGCACACAGCAUCUAUGGAAUUCCAUCUGUCAUCAAUUCUGCCAAUUACGUGUAUUUUCUUGGCCUAGAGAAAGUCUUAACCCUCGAUCACCCGGAUGCAGUCAAGCUUUUUACCCGCCAGCUUUUGGAACUCCAUCAGGGACAAGGCCUGGACAUAUACUGGAGGGAUAACUACACUUGCCCCACUGAAGACGAGUACAAAGCUAUGGUGCUGCAGAAAACAGGUGGACUCUUUGGGUUAGCAGUGGGCCUCAUGCAGUUGUUCUCUGAUUACAAAGAAGAUUUAAAGCCAAUACUGGAUACACUUGGGCUCUUUUUCCAAAUUAGGGAUGAUUAUGCUAAUCUACACUCCAAAGAAUAUAGUGAAAACAAAAGCUUUUGUGAAGAUCUAACAGAGGGAAAGUUCUCAUUCCCUACUAUUCAUGCUAUUUGGUUGAGGCCUGAAAGCACCCAGGUGCAGAAUAUCUUGCGCCAGAGAACCGAAAACAUAGAUAUUAAAAAAUACUGUGUGCAUUAUCUUGAGACUGUAGGUUCUUUUGAAUACACUCGGAAUACUCUUAAAGAGCUUGAAUCUAAAGCCUAUAAACAAAUUGAUGAACUUGGAGGGAACCCUGAGCUAGUAGCUCUAGUAAAGCACUUAAGUAAAAUGUUCAAAGAAGAGAGUGAAAUAUAUUAAGCUAUUCUUGAUUAGGCCUAAUAGCUUAUUUCAGUUAAUGAGUUUGUCUUUUAGCCUGUCAUUUUGAAAAUUUGGAGCAAGCUGUUUGACUCCAAAAACUGAGUGGAUGGGUGAUCGUUGUACAAAAUUGGCAGUCAAAAGGAGUCACAUUUAAUAGGUCUGAUUUGAAUGUGUUUAGUAGGUGUGCUGUGUUGGGUCUUUGUGGUCCACUCUGCCAUGAAUGUUUUAGUGACCAUGUCAAUAAAGAAUUCAGCCCCGGCUGGUGUGGCUCAGUGGAUUGAGUGCUGGCCUGCGAACGGAAAGGUUGCUGGUUUCAGUCCCUGUCAGCACAUGCCUGGGUUAAAGGUCUCUGGUUGGGGGUGUGCGAGAGGCAACCUACUGAUGUUUCUCUUCCUCUCUUUCUCCCUCCCCCUCUCUAAAAAUAAAUAAAUAAAAUCUUUUUAAAAAUUAAAAAAAAAUUCAGCUUCCAGCAAGUUUUAUGUAGAUCCUUCCUAACUAUACUGUAUGGGCAUUUCCCAAUUCAUCUACCCCAAUUCUAAGCCAGCAACUACUUGGGGCAAGUCUCUGUAGCUAGCUGGCCCAAAGGUAAUAUGAAGUCCUCCUCUUCCUCGAUGCAGCUGCUGAGAAUAUCAGUCUCCUCCCCGGAAAUCCCCUUGCUGAGGUCUACGAAGGCUGGCAGUGACAACCAGUGAGCGCUUUGGUUCUUACCCACUUCCUUUUUCCUUUCUCCGUACCAGGAAAAUUCUGCCCUUGAACCCAGGAGUCUCUUUUACAUGCUAGCCUAAGUUCUUUUUUCUUUCUAGAAAAACUGGUGCCCCAAAACUGAUUAAUGUCUGGGUACAGAAAUGUCUUUCCAUUUGGGAAGGAAAAAAAAGUACGUGCAUGCAGAAGUACUUUAAGAAGGAGCUUUUAAACUUUUUGUAUUUUCUCACUGUUAGUAAUAAAAAUCAUAAAAGAGCUGUUUGCUCACUUCAAAUCCAAAUCAGGGGGAAAUGCCCUUUUCCUUCCUGCCCAACUACCCCCCUUGAAGGCAGUUGCUGCUUCAGUGGAAAGGGAACCAACUGCAGGCAUCUUUAAUCUUUGUGAUGAAAGGAAAGAAAGUGUUAGCCUGACAAGGUAGUGCCUGACUGAAAAGUAGCCAAAGACUAUGCUAUCAGGCACUACUUAGCUUUAUAGUGCCUGAACCCUGCCUACCCUGUGUCAUUUCCAGCCACGCCCCUGGAGCCAUCUGUGGCCAAGAGGUAGGGGAAAAAAAAAAAAAAAAGACCUUGAUUCCUGUUUUCGAAGUGUUACUCACAUCCCAAAAUGAAAGUUUGUGUUUCUCAGAAACAUUGCCGUUUGCUUCAUUGGUUCUAUAGUAUGUUAGGUCUAAUCACCAGUACAUGUAUGAGAAAGUCUCACCAAAAAGCGCUCAACCUAAAUCAUCCUUAUGUACCAGGCUUAUGGGUUCAGUUCCCCGGUCAGGGCACAUACCAGAAUCAACCAGUAAAUGCAUAAACAAGUGGAACAACAAAUUGUCCCUUCU
Messenger RNA from Phyllostomus discolor (pale spear-nosed bat), 2945 nucleotides. It is a transcript of the gene GGPS1, whose product is annotated as geranylgeranyl diphosphate synthase 1. The coding region runs from base 512 to 1420 and encodes 302 amino acids. The record is from RefSeq and is a predicted model, not a curated record. Gene Ontology annotation, molecular function: prenyltransferase activity. Lineage: Eukaryota; Metazoa; Chordata; Mammalia; Chiroptera; Phyllostomidae. The transcript has 4 exons. Gene Ontology annotation, biological process: isoprenoid biosynthetic process.